GGUCGUUGAAACGAAACGGCGGACAGAUUUGAAAGGGAUUACCGUUUUUACCGUGCCUUUUACCUUGCCCCCUGGUCCUCUUGUGGAUUUCAAUUACCAUCUGCAUAUAAGGGAUGAAAGUAUUUGUUCGGGAGUGUAAAACUGACAAACUACUUAUUACAUGGGAGAAUGUCUCAACUGAUGCAACGAUUCUCGACCUUAAAAAUAGAAUUUAUCUGGAAAAAAAGAAGCCUCAAUUAGUCCGACAGAGUAUUCGUCUUGAUCCUCGUGGAAAGUCAAUAGAUGAUAACAAACGAAUAUCUGAGUUUGAAAACACGGACAAAUCUGGGUGUGUUAAUUUAUAUUUAAGGGAUAUUGGACCACAAAUUGGUUGGCGUACGGUGUUUUUAUUAGAGUACACAGGACCACUAAUCAUAUAUGCAAUCGUUUGGCUUCUUCGACAACCUUCUUUAAAAAAUAACAUGCUUCCUCCUAUGUCAUCUGACUUCUAUUUAAGAAGAGUUGCUUUAGCUUGUUGGUCUGGCCACUACAUUAAACGUCUACUGGAAACCGUGUUUGUCCAUCGGUUUUCUCAUGCUACAAUGCCAUUGCGUAAUCUGUUCGUCAAUUGUUCAUAUUAUUUUGGAUUCGCUUUGUUCAUAAGCUAUUUUACAAAUCAUCAUUUAUACACACCACCUACCUUUGGUCACACACAAAUAGUUAUAGGCUUCUUUCUCUUCAUGAUUGGCGAAUGGGGAAACUUUUCAUGUCAUUUAGCAUUUAAACGACUUCGACCAGCCGGUUCAAAAGUUCGACAGAUACCUUAUCCGAUAGAUGGUUGGUUAUGUACUCGGAUGUUUAAUUUAGUGGCAUGUCCUAAUUACACUUAUGAAAUUAUAUCAUGGAUUGGUUUUACUAUUAUGACACAAACAUUACCAGCUCUUAUAUUUACUAUUUGUGGAUUUCGUCAAAUGAGUGUAUGGGCUAUUAAUAAAUUGAAAGCGUAUCGUCGUGAAUUUACAGAUUUUCCAAAAAAUCGAAAAGCAAUUGUACCAUUUAUUCUUUAAUUUCUUUAUUACAUAAUCAUUCUAUGCAUCAUUAAUAUCACUAUGAUUGUUAUUUAACUUUUAAUAUUCAUGGUGAUCUCUGUUUUUAUUUAUUUAUUUGAACACAUAAAU
Schistosoma margrebowiei is the source of this 1157-nucleotide messenger RNA. The record is from the annotation of a GenBank genome assembly. NCBI's taxonomy places the organism in Eukaryota, Metazoa, Platyhelminthes, Trematoda, Strigeidida, Schistosomatidae.